ACGACUUCCGCCCUGCAGGAAUACUUCCGGCCACCGUCUCCCUCCCUUCACCUCCACCAUGGAGACCAUUCUAGAGCAGCAGCGCCGCUACCAUGAGGAGCGGGAGCGGCUGAUGGACGUCAUGGUCAAAGAGAUGUUGACGCGCAAAUCCACGUUGCGAGAUCAGAUCAACUCGGAUCACCGCACAAGAGCCAUGCAGGAUCGCUAUAUGGAGGUGAGCGGCAACUUGAGAGACUUGUACGAUGACAAGGACGGGUUGCGGAAGGAGGAGCUCAGCGCCAUUUCAGGGCCCAACGAAUUUGCAGAGUUCUAUAACCGCCUGAAGCAGAUCAAGGAGUUUCAUCGGAAGCACCCCAAUGAGAUUUGUGUUCCAAUGUCGGUGGAGUUUGAGGAGCUCUUGAAGGCACGAGAGAACCCAAGUGAAGAGGCUCAGAACUUGGUGGAGUUCACUGAUGAAGAAGGAUAUGGCCGCUACUUGGAUCUGCACGAUUGUUACCUUAAAUACAUUAAUCUCAAGUCCUCAGAGAAAUUGGACUAUAUCACAUACCUGUCUACUUUUGACCAGCUCUUUGACAUUCCCAAGGAGAGGAAAAAUGCGGAGUACAGGAGGUACCUGGAGAUGCUCCUGGAGUAUCUGCAGGAUUACACAGACAGAGUCAAGCCACUGUUAGAUCAGAAUGAGCUGUUUGGCAAGAUCCAGGCUGAGUUUGAAAAAAAGUGGGAGAACGGCACAUUCCCCGGCUGGCCAAAAGAGACCAGCAGUGCCCUCACUCAUGCCGGUGCCCACCUGGACCUCUCAGCCUUCUCUUCCUGGGAGGAGUUGGCCUCCCUGGGACUGGACAGGCUGAAAUCUGCACUUCUGGCUUUGGGACUCAAAUGCGGUGGAACACUAGAAGAGCGUGCUCAGAGGCUGUUCAGCACCAAGGGCAAGUCCCUGGAAGCCCUUGACUCCUCCCUGUUUGCUAAGAACCCAAAGACAAAAGGCAGCAAGCGGGACACUGAGAGGAACAAGGACUUGGCCUUCCUGGAGGCUCAGAUCUAUGAAUAUGUGGAAAUCCUUGGGGAGCAGCGUCAGCUGACGCAUGAGAAUGUGCAGCGCAAGCAAGCGCGGACGGGCGAGGAGCGUGAGGAAGAAGAGGAAGAGCAGAUCAGUGAGAGCGAGAGCGAGGAUGAAGAUAACGAGAUCAUAUACAAUCCCAAGAACUUGCCCCUGGGCUGGGAUGGCAAGCCCAUCCCUUACUGGCUCUACAAGCUCCACGGCCUGAACAUAAAUUACAACUGCGAGAUCUGUGGAAACUAUACGUAUCGGGGGCCAAAGGCAUUUCAGCGACACUUUGCGGAGUGGCGCCACGCCCAUGGGAUGCGAUGCCUGGGCAUCCCCAACACGGCUCACUUUGCAAAUGUCACACAGAUUGAAGACGCCGUUUCAUUGUGGGCAAAGCUGAAGCAACAGAAGGCAUCGGAAAGGUGGCAACCGGACACAGAAGAAGAGUACGAAGAUUCCAGUGGGAAUGUUGUCAACAAAAAGACCUACGAAGAUUUGAAACGCCAGGGCCUGCUGUGAUGGAAGAGGAUGCUGGCCCAGUGCACCCUAUUGUCAUUCUUCUCCUGUUACCCCUCCCCCACACACACAAACACACACACACACACAAUAUGCUGAAUUUCCCUCUUCUUUCCAGGAUACA
This is a messenger RNA of Gekko japonicus, 1685 nucleotides long. It is a transcript of the gene SF3A3, whose product is annotated as splicing factor 3a subunit 3. Gene Ontology annotation, cellular component: spliceosomal complex; nucleus. Gene Ontology annotation, biological process: mRNA splicing, via spliceosome. Gene Ontology annotation, molecular function: RNA binding; zinc ion binding. The record is from RefSeq and is a predicted model, not a curated record. NCBI's taxonomy places the organism in Eukaryota, Metazoa, Chordata, Lepidosauria, Squamata, Gekkonidae. The transcript is spliced from 17 exons. The coding region runs from base 59 to 1564 and encodes 501 amino acids.